Messenger RNA from Ordospora colligata OC4, 2649 nucleotides. RefSeq lists its product as uncharacterized. Gene Ontology annotation, biological process: regulation of ribosomal protein gene transcription by RNA polymerase II. Bases 1 to 2649 code for a protein of 882 amino acids. Lineage: Eukaryota; Fungi; Microsporidia; Ordosporidae. The transcript has a single exon. Gene Ontology annotation, molecular function: sequence-specific DNA binding. The record is from RefSeq and is a predicted model, not a curated record. Gene Ontology annotation, cellular component: nucleus.
AUGAAGCCAAUGUUACUGAUGAUGCUGUUUGCAUUCUCAAUCAACAAAAGGGUGUUCUAUAUCAACCUGAAGGAUGUCAAGUCUGGAAGUGACUUCCUGAGUCAAUUGUUUGAAAAGUCAGGCAUCCUCAAUACCAUAUCAAGUACAAAAAGCAGUCUUGGUGAGUCACCAGAUGCUGCUGUACCUACAGGACAGGAUGAUCAAGCAGAACAACAACCACUUGAUCAAAAACCUGCAGAUCAAGCUGAUGAACCAAAAUCAGGCAAAGCCAAACAAGAUGAGCAACAAGCAUCAGAAAAGACACUCUCAAACAAAAAAGAUACAUCAGCAGAGCAGAGCAAACAAAAGACUGAUCAAGAAACACAAGCUACUGAUGAACAAAAGGUUAAAGAAAAAGAAGCACAGAAAGUAAAAGAUAAAGAAGAAGAAGAAGCUGAAGCUGAAAAGAAAAAACAAGAAAAGCAAGCCAAGGACGAACAGAAAGCAAAAGACAAGGAAGAACAGAAAGUAAAAGAUAAACAAAAACAAGAAAAGACCGAACAAGAAAAGCAAGCCAAGGACGAACAGAAAGCUAAAGAAAAAGAGGAGCAGAAAAAAAAAGAUAAGGAAGAAGCAGAAAAAAAGAAGCAAGAAAAAAAGGACAAAGAUGAACAGAAAGCUAAAGAAAAAGAGCAACAGAAAUCCAAGAAACAAACACAAGAAAGUAAUAAAAGCGAAGCAGACAAAAACAAUCAAUCUGAACAAGCAGAUAACAAAAAACAAGAUAAGCAAAGUGUAACACGUGACAUUAAAAAAGAUGCUAGUAAAGAGCCAAGUACUGUUACAUCUGCAGAUUCAAAGAACAAAACACAAGCAAGUAAUAAAGCUCCACAAACCAAAAAGAACGAUGAAAGCAUAAAUUCAGUCCUUGAAAAAUCAAUUUCAGAUGGUUCAUCAAUUACUACAUCAAGUAUGAACACAUCAAAUAAGAUUCACACAUUAGUUACUAGCAUUGGAAGCAUUGAGUCUAUACCAUCGUCAAUUAUGUCAGAAUCAGUGCCAUCAACAGUAUCUGCACCUUUGAUCUCAUCAAUGUCACUUUCUUCUGCAUCUAUGAAUUCUAUGACCUCAUCAAUAUCUUCAGCAAUUAUGUCUUCAAUGGCAUCAGCUUCUAUUAUGUCACACAGCAUUUCUGCUGCUCCUCAAUCAACGAUAUCUUCUCUGAUGAAAAAGAUGCCUGAAAUAGAAAAAGUUAAGGAGCUCAGCCCGUCAGACAUUAAUAAAAUCUUGGAAAGUUGUGAAGACUGCGAAAGAGUCGAUCAGGUGUUGGUAUACAGAAAUGGUGAUUCUUUCACGGACUACUCCGGAAAUAUAAAAUUUGAAGAACGAGAUGGAAAGCUAGUCGAUGCAUCAGGAUUGUUCAUUGGCAAAGACUGUGGAUGCCCAAAAGAAGAGAUUCCAGAAAUGGGCAAACUAUCUGAGACAGGAUUGUAUCAGGAUAAACAGGUUAGCAGCCAGAGCUGCCAGAAACAAGCAAAUGCCAUUGAAAAGAUAUACUCUUCAGUGGAUGUCAUCCAGAGUCAAAGCAUGGCAAUGUCUAUCCAUUCAGAGUCCACUUACUCAAGUGUGAUGCCAAUAUCGAAUACAACAGGAAGUGCAUUAUCUGGGUCUGUUUCAUCUUCCGUUAGUAUUCCAAGCAGUGUGUCCAGUAAUACAUCAUCAAGUAGUUCAGGUUCAAGCGGUACAUCUCCUUCAAGUAUUUCACAAACUACAAGUGUUAUGCAGUCUUCACCAGCAACAAGUGCAUCCUCCACAUCUAAUGCUACACAAACAUCUAACAUUGCACAGGCAAGUACGAACAAUCAACAAUCAACACAACCUGUCGCAAAUACCAAUUCAGUAAUUUCAAACAGUCCACAGGCGCCAUCACCUAGUGUUGCAAUGCUGCCUGAAACAGUUCAGCAAGCUCCAGUGGCAACUAUUUUAUCACAACCCAGUAAUAUAAAUGCACAAGCGAUUGAAUUGCAGGAUACAAACAAAGGCUCGCAUACACAAAAUAAGCCAUGCAGUGUAUCACCAAGCAUAUCCAUUAAGGCCAUAAAGGUUAAGUACAAUGACAGUUGCAAGGAUGAAUCUGAUGUCGAUGAUUGUAAGAAGACGAUUGAACCUGAAAGAAUAAAUGAAGUAACAAUAACAGCACCACCAGAGACAAUAACAAAAACCGAAAAGAUUGAGCUUCCUCCAACUACAAUUAUAAAGGAACUGACGAUCGUCAAGCCACCAUGCACCAUUGAAAAAGAAGUGAUAAUCACACAAGAGAUUACACAAGAACCAGAAAUAAUCGUAGAGCAGAAGACUGUAAUUAAGCCAACAACAAUUGUUGAAUACAAGACAAUCGAAAUCACAACCACGGCAACAGAGAUCAUGCAUGAGACAACAACAGUUACACAAACAAAGGAAGCAGAAGUUCCUAUAUCGACUGUUUACGUGGAGGCAUUAAGGAAGACAAAGAUACCUGAUGAGGGAUAUGUGAAAACGAUCAACACCACUAUAAUACUUGAAGAUCCUGAGGAGAUGCCUGAAGAGAUAGAAUGUGAGGAGGAAUGCGAAUGCCAGGGAGAUAAAUGCAUGAAUCCAUGUGGCAAGAUACGGUGUGUGUCUUCUGAAUAG